AGAAAAAUAUCCAACCAAGUUGUUGCAUGGAAUAUUCAUGUGCUUUCAAUUAUAUACGGUGAGAAAUUCAAUCUACAUUUAUAAAAUUAGAAAAUUAUUACUCUAUUUUUGCAUAGUCCAACAACAAUGGAGCUAAACAUUGUCUUCCAUGCCACUGCAAUUUUCUUCUUCAUCUUCUUCAUCACCAAAUAUUUUGUUCUCCAACUCCAAUUACAACAAGAUAAAUCACAAAACGGGCCUCUAGCCCUUCCGAUCAUCGGCCACCUUCACCUUAUUAAGCAACCUUUACACCAAUCCCUAUUGAAAAUCUCGGCUGCCUAUGGACAAGUCCUCCUACUCCGGUUUGGUUCUCGGAAUAUCUUCCUCGUCUCCUCUGCCUCCACAGCAGAAGAAUGUUUCACUACUAAUGACAUUAUUUUUGCGAAUCGCCCUUUGCUUCUCGCUGGCAAAUAUUUUGGCUAUGAGUAUUCUAUGAUAGGGGUGGCCCCCUACGGUCCUCACUGGCGUAAUCUUCGACGGUUCACCACCCUCCAUGCCGUCUCCUCCUCUCGUCUCUCCGCCCUCUCCUCCUUCUUCUCUGAUGAGGUCCACUCACUCCUUCAUCAUCUUUUCAUGGAUGUUUCUCCUAUAAUUGAGCUAAGAUCACAUCUGUGGGAGCUCACCAUGAACAUAGUGAUGGGCAUGAUAGCAGGAAAAAAAUACUAUACAAGGGAUACAAGUACUACAUACCCUAACCCUAACCCUAACUCUAAUGAAGUGAUGAAGUUUAGGAGGAUAGUUGAGGAAGUGCUUAAGCUUAGCGAAGCAACAUCCAUGGAGGACUUCAUUCCGGUAAUGAAGUUGUUUUGUGGGAUGGAGAAGAAGAUGGAGAAGCUUGGGAAAGAGAUGGAUGAGCUUCUUCAAGAGAUGGUAGAGGAGAGAAGGAAAUCAUGGAGAUUGAGAAGCUCUCAAGAGAAAGACAAAGACAAAAAGAAAGAAGAAAGGAUUCUCAUUGAUGUCAUGCUAGGGUUGCAAGAGACUCAACCAGAGGAGUACACUGACAAGCUCAUCAAGGGCAUGAUCAUAGCAAUGAUACUAGCCGGAACAGAGACAUCGGCAGCAAGCAUAGAAUGGGCAAUGGCACUUCUUCUCAACCACCCACAAACACUUGAAAAACUCAAGUCUGAGAUCAAACAACACAUUGGACAUGAACGUCUAGUGAAAGACACAGACAUCCCUAAACUCAACUACCUCAACAAUGUCAUUAAAGAAACCUUACGCUUGUACCCUCCAGUUCCUCUCCUCAUUCCUCAUGAAUCCUCAAAACCAUGCAACAUCUCUGGCCUUCAUGUCCCUGAAAACACCAUCCUUUUAGUCAAUGCUUAUGCCAUUCAAAGAGACCCUAAAUUUUGGGGCACUGAUUCCAUGGAGUUCAAGCCAGAGAGGUUUGAAGGAUAUCAUGAUGAUGAUCUUGAUGAUAAAGGGUUGAAGUACAUGCCCUUUGGGUAUGGGAGAAGGAGGUGCCCUGGUGAAGGGAUGGGAAUGAAGGUGGUGGCUUUGGCUUUGGCUUCUUUGGUUCAGUGUUUUGAGUGGGAAAGAGUUGGAGAGGAGAUAGUGAGCUUGGAUGAAGGUCAUGGCCUUACUAUGCCUAUGGCUUCUCCUUUGCAUGCCAAGCUCAAGCCAUGCAUUGAUAUGGUUCAUGUCCUUUCUCAACUAUCAAAUUAAUUAAUUGUGGGUCUUUGAUCAUGAUCUAUUCAAUGUUAAAUAUUGCUAGUUGGUUGCUUUA
Molecule: messenger RNA, 1765 nt
Organism: Dioscorea cayenensis subsp. rotundata (Guinea yam)
Lineage: Eukaryota; Viridiplantae; Streptophyta; Magnoliopsida; Dioscoreales; Dioscoreaceae
Product: cytochrome P450 81Q32-like
Exons: 2
Coding region: 127-1704 (525 amino acids)
Molecular function (GO): monooxygenase activity; oxidoreductase activity, acting on paired donors, with incorporation or reduction of molecular oxygen; iron ion binding
Source: RefSeq, a predicted model, not a curated record